GUCACGUGGGCCCCGCGGGGCAAAGUCCGCAUCCAAGGCCACAGAGCAGUGAGCGAGAUGGGCACACCGGGCCUGGUCCUGCUGUGGCUGCAGCUCUGCGCUCUGACGCGGGCUGCCCACAAGUUCUGGGUCCCUAACACCUACUUCGAUACCGCCACCAACUGGAACCAGAACCGGACCCCGUGCACAGGAGACGCCGUCCAGUUCCCAGUGGACAAGAUGGUGUCAGUCCUGGUGCGAGACAAUUACGCCAUCUCCGACAUGCUCCUGCCUCAGGAUGGGGAGCUGGUGCUGGCCUCCGGAGCCGGGUUCAGCGCUGCAGAAGCCGGCUCCGACUCCGCCUGUGACUCGGGGGCCCCCUUGCUGUUCCACAAUCCGGACCGCUUCUCCUGGCUGGACCCCCACCUGUGGCGCUCGGGGAACGAGCCGCGCCUCUUCUCGGUGGAUGCUGAGCGCGUGCCCUGCCACGCCGACGACGUCCUCUUCCCGAACGACGCUUCUUUCCGCGUGGGACUCGGCCCCGCAGCCAGCCUGGUGCAGGUCCGAAGCGUCUCGGCCUUGGGCCAGACGUUCACGCGCGACGAGGACCUGGCCGCUCUCCUGAGGUCCCGCGCGGGCCGCCUGCGCUUCCACGGGCCGGGCUCGCUGAGGGUGGGCUCGUCCGCCUGCGCCGACCCCUCGGGCUGCGUCUGCGGCAACGCGGAGAUGCUGCCGUGGAUCUGCGCCGCGCUGCUGCAGCCCCUGGGCGGCCGCUGCCCUCCCGCCACCUGCCUCGACGCCCUCCGACCGGAGGGCCAGUGCUGUGACCUUUGCGGAGCCGUCCUGUCGUUGACCCACAACGCUACUUUUGACCUGGAGCGUUACCGAGCGCGGCUGCUGGACCAGUUCCUGAGCCUGCCCCAGUACCAGGGGCUGCAGGUGGCUGUGUCCAAGGUGCCGAGCGCGUCGGGACCGCGCCAGGCGGACACAGAGAUCCAGGUGGUGCUGGCGGAGGCCCGGCCCGAGACGGGCGCGGCGGGGCGUCUGGGCCGCGCGCUGCUGGAGGACGCGGCCGGACCAGGUCGCGGGUUUGGCGUCCUGUCCGCCGCCCUGCGACUGUCGGGCGCGCCCGCCGCGGGCUCUGCGGAGGAGCAGGAUGCGCUCAGGCCCCGCGCGGGGCUGGCGGUCGGCGUGGUGGCCGCGGUGCUGCUGGCACUGCUGGGGAGCGUGCUGCUGCUGCACCGCAGCGGGAGGCUCAGGUGGAGAAGGGACCGGGAGGCGGAACCUGCCUCCAUAGGGCUGCCCCGGGGGUUCCACAAUCCGAUUUUUGACCUGAUGUCCUCCAAGGAGCAGCCCUCCGUGGAGUUACCCAGCCCAUCCUCGAAGGUGGACAGCAACGCCAGCCUCAGUUACUUCGUCAACCCACUCUUUGCCGGGGAGGCAGAGGCGGAGGCCUGACCUUGGCUGGCCCUCUACCUUCUGCCUGGCAUUCUCAGAGGGUACCAGGCCUCUGACCUUUUGUACUCUUUAUCCCCUCUGAGACCUUGACCUCUCCCCUGGCCUCGCAGGACGUAGCCACGGGUUGCUUUGCCCAAUAAAGGGUUUAUUUGUACUUCUC
Messenger RNA from Nannospalax galili (Upper Galilee mountains blind mole rat), 1597 nucleotides. It is a transcript of the gene Amn, whose product is annotated as amnion associated transmembrane protein. The transcript is spliced from 12 exons. Gene Ontology annotation, cellular component: apical plasma membrane; endocytic vesicle. The record is from RefSeq and is a predicted model, not a curated record. Gene Ontology annotation, biological process: receptor-mediated endocytosis; intracellular protein localization. The coding region runs from base 58 to 1437 and encodes 459 amino acids. NCBI's taxonomy places the organism in Eukaryota, Metazoa, Chordata, Mammalia, Rodentia, Spalacidae.